This is a messenger RNA of Strongylocentrotus purpuratus (purple sea urchin), 498 nucleotides long. RefSeq names its product toll-like receptor 2 type-2. Bases 1 to 498 code for a protein of 165 amino acids. The record is from RefSeq and is a predicted model, not a curated record. The transcript has a single exon. Lineage: Eukaryota; Metazoa; Echinodermata; Echinoidea; Camarodonta; Strongylocentrotidae. Gene Ontology annotation, biological process: signal transduction.
AUGCGAGACGCUCGAGACCACAAUGACUACGAGUUUGACGUGACCAUAAUUUUCUACGACGAUGACGAAGAAUGGAUUCGCGAACAGCUCCGACCGGCUCUCGAAGAACGGCUUCCACAGUUCCAGAGGAACGUCUUUGGUGACCAAGACCUUGUGGUGGGUAUGCAUUACUUAGAUUCCGUCGAUUACGUGGUGAGCCAUAGUUACAAGACCAUCAUAGUGCUAAGCAGAGCUGCUGUGCGCGACCACUGGUUCAUACUCAAGUUCCGUACGACCAUGGACCACGUGAGUGACACUUUGACUGAAUUCGUAGUCGUAGUUUUCCUCGAAGACAUCCCGGAUGGUGAAAUGCCAUUCUUGGCGAGGUUGUACCUCAGUGACGGCAGACCCUAUAUCCACUGGACUGAAGACGUGAGAGGACAAGAUUAUUUCUGGGAAGAAUUGACCAAAAAUCUUACCAUUAAUCUAAGGACGAAUGACUUGAUCCCAAACGAGUAG